GGUCAGUUGAUCGCCCAUCGACGGAAAAACUUGGAAUUUUCUUCAGCCCUGACUACACCUUGACGAAAUAAUUUCCGGGCUUUGAUCCUUACAGCUUCUUGAGGCUGCUCAAUUGACUUAGAUUCGAUUGAUCUUUUCCCUGGAGGAAGCACAGAAUUCUUGGAUUUCGAAAUUUCUGAUAGAAAAAAAGGAGAGAGAUGGAGAAAAUGAUGAGUAUGUUGAAGCCCAAAGCAAAUCCGCAGCAGCAGCUGAGGGAUUGGCAGCGUAGGCUCCGACAAGAGUGCCGCAACGUCGAGCGCCAAAUUCGAGAUAUACAGAGGGAAGAGAAAAAUGUGCAGAAAGCCAUUAGGGAGGCUGCCAAGAGAAAUGAUAUGGUCUCUGCAAAGGCACUUGCCAAAGAACUUGUGAGGUCUAGAAAAACUGUGAACCGUCUUCACGAAAAUAAGGCACAACUUAAUUCGAUAUCCAUGCACCUCGGCGAAAGUGUUGCUAUUGCGAGAACGGUGGGGCAUCUUUCAAAGAGUGCUGAAGUUAUGAAGCUUGUUAAUAACCUGAUGAAGGCCCCAGAAAUGGCAAUUACAAUGCAAGAGUUUAGCAAGGAGAUGACCAAGGCUGGGGUGAUCGAGGAAAUUGUGAAUGAUGCGGUUGAUUCAGCACUAGAUUCUGAGGAUAUAGAAGAAGAGAUUGAAGAGGAAGUUGACAAAGUUUUGACUGCCAUAGCUGGCGAGACCGCUGCACAGCUUCCAGAAGCCGUCAGGAAGGAAAGGAUGAAGCAACCGGCUCAUGUGCAGGAAGUCAGAGAAGAGGAAGAAGCAAUUGCUGAGGGUGUCGAUGAUGAGGAAGAACUAGAAGAAAUAAGGGCUCGGCUUGCAAAAGUUAGAUCAUAAAUUUGAUAUUUCACGUAACAAUGUCAAACUGGCCAUAACUCAAUUUGAGCCUCAACAUUACUUGUCCUUGUAUCUUAUGAGAGAGAAGAUGAGCGUCAUAUUGAAUUUUCUCUUGUGCAUGUUUGUUUGAUCAAGAUUCAUAAACUGAGAGUAUAUUUGUUAAAGCGAUAGGUAGAGGGAGGAGAUGGAGGCGGAGACGGAAACUAACUGUUAUAUGUAUAUUGUAUCUAAUCUGCUUAACAGAAUAUAAACAAUGCUACAUUGUUCUAUCAUCUAA
Molecule: messenger RNA, 1164 nt
Organism: Momordica charantia (bitter melon)
Lineage: Eukaryota; Viridiplantae; Streptophyta; Magnoliopsida; Cucurbitales; Cucurbitaceae
Product: vacuolar protein sorting-associated protein 24 homolog 1
Biological process (GO): vacuolar transport
Source: RefSeq, a predicted model, not a curated record